Molecule: messenger RNA, 3360 nt
Organism: Theileria annulata
Lineage: Eukaryota; Apicomplexa; Aconoidasida; Piroplasmida; Theileriidae
Product: falcilysin-related protein, putative
Exons: 1
Coding region: 1-3360 (1119 amino acids)
Biological process (GO): protein processing
Molecular function (GO): metal ion binding
Source: RefSeq, a predicted model, not a curated record
AUGGAUGUCCAGAAGCAAUUCCUCCCCAAGGGCUCAUUUCAUUCAACAGUUGGACAACUAGGAACGUAUGAAUCGUACAAAUACGCCGACCCACUCCACAAAAAACGCGAAUCAACAACAUUCGAAGUGUUCCUGGAAGACCCGAAGUACAAAUGGGUGAAAGAAGCAAUGGAGGUCGAACACGAAGCAUACGAAAAGUUGAUGACAACAUACCUCCCAGAUUUCAACGUGGUUGGAACAUAUUACUCACACAAAACAACAGGAUUGACAGUAGUCUCAUUCAAGACUAACGACUCGAGAAAAGAAAUGUGUUUUGAUGUGUGCACACCAACCUACCAGUCGAACGAUCGCGGAUGUACACACGUACUGGAACACUCAGUGCUGGUCAGAACGAAAACAUACAACACCUUCAACUUCUUCUACCACAAUGUGGCAUCAGCAUACGUUUCAUUCCUCAACGCACUCUUCUUUAGAGAUAGGACAAGGUAUUACUUCUCAUCACUCAACGAAACGUCCUAUUACCACAUGGCAGACUACAUGAUGGACUCGUUCUUCAGACCAUCAUUCAUGCAAGACCACGAUGUCCUGAAGCAAGAAGGCUGGCACUACAAGGUCACGAAAGAAAACGAUAAGAACUCAAACACAAAGGAACUUGGAGUGAAUGUCCACGGACGCCAUGUGACGUAUUCAGGAGUAGUGUACAACGAAAUGAAAAAAAGGAAGUUCGCAGACCCAGUUUCGUUUGGAACCAGCGUCAUGUACCACCACCUAUUCACUAACCCAUUCAGAUAUGACAGCGGUGGAAAUCCAGAAGAUCUGGUUGAGUUGACGCAAAAGGAGCUGGAAGAAUUCUACAAGACGUUUUACGGACCAAAAACAGCCUCAGUCUACUUCCACGGACCAAACGAUGUUUACAGAAGACUUGAAUACGUAGACAAUUACCUCAGAAAACAUAACGUGGGAGUUUCACCGGAUCCAAAAACAGGUCAACUAUCACAUACCGCAUCACAGGAGGUUUUGGAUAGCUUUUCGUUGUCAGAAGAGUACAGAGAUAAGCCGAAACACGUCAAGGAACAAUUCAGCUCCAAAACCAAGGACGAAGAUAUGUUCAUGAUGGGAUGGGUCCUAAACCCAACACACAAGGCCUCCAAGAAGUAUGAUCUUGAUUCAGUUGACAAGCUAGCCUUACAAGUACUGUCCUACCUGCUUCUGGAGAGCCCAGAAAGUGUCCUGUUGACCAAGCUGGUUUCGUCCAAGUUUGCGACAAGAAGGGUGGGCCCGGGUCUUGACGAAUACUUCCCAGCAUACGAGUACCUUUCCUUCAUGUUCGGAGUCACAGGGGUCAAGUUCACUGAGAAAACCAGAGAAAGCAACGCGAAGACCUUUGAAAAAUUGGUUUUGGAAGCACUGACUGAGGUUGUAACCAAGGGAUUUAACAAGAAAGCAGUAGAGGCGGCCCUAAACAAGGUUGAAUUCAGACACACAGAAAAGAAAUAUGUAAUGAAAGAACAUAGACAAGGAUAUUACCCAAGAGGUCUGGCUAUGUUGAGUUUGGUUAAGCCAAGAUAUCAAGAAGGAAAGGACCCGUUUGAAUUUUUGAGGUUUGAACAGCUCUUCCCAGAACUUAAACUCAGGGUCUUCUCAGAUGAUUCCUGCUCAUACUUGUCAAACCUGGUUAAGAAACACUUGUUGAACAAUAACACCAGAGUAACAUUGCACUUACAAGCAGUGGAGUCAUCAAAAUAUGAAAAGGAAUUCAACAAGAGAGUUUCAGACCACUUAAGAGAAAGACUUUCAAAGUUAUCAAAGGAACAGGUGGAUGAAAUGGAGAAGGCUUACCACAAAUUUAAAUCUGAAAGAGAAGUUGAUUUUGACCCCAGCGUUUUUGACACAUUCCAUCAAGUUGAUUUCUCGGAGUUGAAAAAAGAAAAGGUUUCCCACCCAUCCAAGUUGUACAAACUGACCUCUGAUAGCUUAAGUGAGACAACAGUUGUUCAAAGUGACAAGAGUUCCUGUACAGUUCUUGUGCAUCCAGUGGAGUCCAGAUCAGUCCUGUACAUGAACUACGCUGUUUCACUCGACUCACUUACAGUGGAUGACCUGAAAUACCUAGCCCUUUUCACCGCACUUCUGAAGUUGACCAGAACCGACAAACUCUCGUCUGAGGAACUCAGCUACAAACUUGACAACUCUGUCGGUGAUCUUUGGUUCUCAACCUUCUUUUCAACUGAGACGAACAACUCGACCUAUGAUGAUCCGACAAAAUCUGUCGGUUACAUGGUUGUAAGAGCCAAGUGUCUGAAGCACACUGUUACUGAAAUGGUAGAUGUUGUGAACGAGGUCCUCUCUAGAGCCGAUUUCUCAGACUCUAAGAAGGGAGUGGAAGUGGUAAAAAGACUUCUGAGCUAUGUCUCGCACCAAUCACUCGACUUUACCCACAAGUUUACACUUCGCAGAAUGUGUGCCAAGUUCUCAGUUUCUGAUUAUGCUGACGAGUUGGUUAAUGGAUAUUCACAGCUGGUAUUUUUGAGGGAUACCUUGGUUCCAUUAGCUGAAAAGGAUUGGUCAAAGGUUGAAUCUAAACUCAAUGAGAUGAGAGUUAAAUUAUUGAGUAUGAAAAACCUAACAGUUAACCUUGGAGGAGAUUCUGAACUCCUAGACUCAGUCCUUGACGACUCAACAACAUUCUACUCCAAAUUAUCAUCAACAUUCAAAUAUGAUUCGAAGACAAGUGACAAGGUAUGGGUCAAGGAAGUCUUAGACAAAAAACUAAUGGACUCAGUUGACAAAAAUGAACUGUUGGUAUUGCCACUUAGGAACAACUUCGUGGGUGUUGGAGGAAAACUGUUUGACAAGUCUGAUAAGAGGUCAGGAUCACACCAAGUUGUAGUGCAGUUCCUACUCAGAGAUUACCUGUACAAACACCUCAGAGCCUCAAGAAGUGCAUAUGGAGUCCAUGCAUACUUACUUAGGACCGGCCAUGUGGCACUUGUCUCCUACGCUGACCCGAACUUCUUGGAAACCCUCGAAGUUUACAAGAAGGUACCAAGCGCAUUAGUGCAAGCACACGAAGUACUCACCGACAAGGCACUCAAGAUGUACGUAACAGGAACCUUGGCAUCAAUGGAUAAGGAGGAACACCCCGAUAACGUCGUGUUCCAACACUUCACAUCAAGGCUUAGGGGAGAAUCCGAAGAACAAUCACUGAAAAAUAGAAAGGAAGUUCUUGAAACAACAAAGGAAGUGUUCAAACAAGUAGCAGAUAAGUUCAGCAAGAGCAAAGACUGGCAUAACGUGUGCUCAGCAGUUAACAGAUCAUCAGCAGAUACUGCCCCCUCAACUUUCAAAAAACUAACCUAA